This is a messenger RNA of Gongylonema pulchrum, 291 nucleotides long. The record is from the annotation of a GenBank genome assembly. NCBI's taxonomy places the organism in Eukaryota, Metazoa, Nematoda, Chromadorea, Rhabditida, Gongylonematidae.
AUGAUCAGCCGAAAAAUCCGCAAAAAGAAACCUUUAAAAUGGUCUUCGAUCACUGGAUUGAUUGAUUGUCGCCUGCUUCUGGACUCGUCGAUGUCGCAGCAAUUUGGUGCUGUCACUGGAGCUCUAGCCGUUUACUUAUUUCACGACAAGCAGUCAACAUGUUUUAUAGCAUUUGGCGUGAACUGGGUGAAGAAUGAGAGGGGAGUGAGGGAGAAAGAAAAAUGCAGCGAAGCGAGGGAACGACUGAGGCGGGGUGAAGUGGCGAGGCGAAAUUACAUUCAAAGUUUUUAA